AUGAAGCAACAUCAGGCUGAGGAUGCAAGCCUAUUGUUGUAUACAUAUGAUAUCGUACUUGAUGGAUUUGCAGCGAAGCUUAGCAGUGGAGAGGCUGCAGCUUUAGAGAGCAUGGAGGGUUGCUUGGCCGUAAUCCCAUCAUGUGCAAGCCAAAUCCUUACAACCCAUUCGCCGCAGUUUUUGGGUCUGGGAGGCUCGCAUAACAACUUGUGGCCGCUGUCCCAUUACGGCAAAGAUGUGAUUGUGGGCGUGAUUGACAGCGGAAUAUGGCCUGAGAGCAGAAGCUUUAAUGAUAAAGGCCUGGGACCUGUGCCCCCAAAAUGGAAGGGCGUGUGUCAAAGCGGCGACAUGUUCGAUUCCUCUCAUUGCAACAGGAAAAUCAUUGGAGCUCGCUAUUUCUUUAGAGGCUACGAAGCACACCAGGGCAAACUCAACAAGAGCGAGAUAAAUUCGGCGAGAGACAGCGAGGGCCAUGGCACGCACUGUGCUUCGAUUGCUGCGGGGUCGGAAGUGGGAGGAGUGAGUUUCAAUGGUUUUGGCAACGGAACGGCCAGAGGGAUGGCUCCUCAGGCCAGAUUGGCCGUGUCUAAAGUCCUCUGGGAUGGUAAUGUCGACGACUGCGACCAACUUGCUGCCAUAGAAAUGGCCGUUUCAGACGGCGUGGAUAUUAUUUCUUUGUCGCUUGGCUACGAGGAAAGGCCUUUUUGCAAGGAUCCCCGAGCCAUCGGAGCCUUCAAAGCGAUGGCCAAGGGCGUGGUCUUUUCGUCUGCAGCCGCCAACGAUGGACCUUUUUCCGCUUCCCUCCGAAACACGGCUCCGUGGUUGAUAACUGUUGGAGACAGCAGUAUGGACAGAAAAUUUCCCGCCGCUGUAAGAAUUGGCAAUCAUGAGAUCUACAGAGAUUCUUCUCUUUCUCAAGCUGCUCAAGUAACUGAACCAUUGCCUGUGGUAUAUGUAUCUCAAAAUAAAAGCACCAGGCGCUGCAUCUCAGGUCUCCAUCCCAGCAUGGUGAAAGAUAAAAUUGUGGUAUGUGAUGUAGCAGAUAGUUGUGAUAACGUGCCAAAUGAAGUUUCAACGCUGGUGAAAAAAGCUGGGGGAGCUGCAAUCAUCUUCGCCAGUGAUAUCUGCUGUGGGUCGGACGAAAUAAUCGGCGAUUAUGAUCUGCCCUUUAUUAGCGUCGAUUUUGCAGACGGAGAGAAAAUCAAAAAGUACAUAAACAGUACCAGUAAUCCUACAGCCGCCGUAAGGCCAACAGGAUUGACAGUGGUAGGAAAGGCGGUAAGAGCUUCUAUUGUUGCUUCCUUUUCUUCGAGGGGGCCCAGUUGGGAAUUUCCAGAUAUACUGAAACCAGAUGUGGUUGCUCCCGGCGUCAACAUAUUAGCACCCUAUAAGGGAGGACGAUACAUGUGCGAGUCAGGGACAUCCAGGUCGUGUCCGCACGUAAGUGGCCUUGCAGCGCUCAUACGAAGCGUUCAUCCUUCCUGGAGUCCUGCCGCUAUUAAAUCGGCUCUCAUGACAUCUGCUUACGUCCGUGACAACAAAGAUCAGCCCAUCAAAGAUGCAUUCGAUGGAAAGCCGCACACCCAUUCGCGUUGGGCUCAGGUCAUGUAA
Cryptomeria japonica (Japanese cedar) is the source of this 1611-nucleotide messenger RNA. Its product is annotated as subtilisin-like protease SBT1.7. Gene Ontology annotation, biological process: proteolysis. Gene Ontology annotation, molecular function: serine-type endopeptidase activity. The transcript has a single exon. The record is from RefSeq and is a predicted model, not a curated record. NCBI's taxonomy places the organism in Eukaryota, Viridiplantae, Streptophyta, Pinopsida, Cupressales, Cupressaceae. The coding region runs from base 1 to 1611 and encodes 536 amino acids.